Messenger RNA from Musa acuminata AAA Group (dessert banana), 1604 nucleotides. Its product is annotated as tubulin beta-2 chain. The record is from RefSeq and is a predicted model, not a curated record. NCBI's taxonomy places the organism in Eukaryota, Viridiplantae, Streptophyta, Magnoliopsida, Zingiberales, Musaceae. Gene Ontology annotation, cellular component: cytoplasm; microtubule. The coding region runs from base 92 to 1435 and encodes 447 amino acids. The transcript has 3 exons. Gene Ontology annotation, biological process: mitotic cell cycle; microtubule cytoskeleton organization. Gene Ontology annotation, molecular function: GTPase activity; structural constituent of cytoskeleton; GTP binding.
CAUCUGUUCCAUCCCACUCUCCUGUCUUCCUCCUCUCCGCUCCCCGAUCUCCCUUCGGAUCCCUCUGCUUCGCCGUCCGAUCUGCUUCAAGAUGCGCGAGAUCCUUCACAUACAGGGCGGCCAGUGCGGCAACCAGAUCGGGGCCAAGUUCUGGGAGGUCGUGUGCGCGGAGCACGGGAUCGACGCCACCGGCCACUACGGCGGCGACAGUGAGCUCCAGCUUGAGCGGGUGAAUGUCUAUUACAACGAAGCCAGCUGUGGCCGCUUCGUCCCCAGGGCGGUGCUCAUGGAUCUUGAGCCCGGCACAAUGGAUAGCGUCCGGUCGGGCUCCUACGGCCAGAUCUUCCGCCCCGACAACUUCGUCUUCGGACAGUCCGGGGCCGGAAACAACUGGGCCAAGGGCCACUACACCGAGGGCGCCGAGCUCAUCGACGCGGUCCUCGAUGUUGUCAGGAAGGAGGCUGAGAACUGCGAUUGCUUGCAGGGGUUUCAGGUUUGCCAUUCACUGGGAGGUGGAACUGGUUCCGGCAUGGGGACACUACUCAUAUCAAAGAUAAGAGAAGAGUACCCAGAUCGCAUGAUGCUAACCUUCUCAGUCUUCCCAUCUCCUAAGGUUUCUGACACAGUUGUUGAACCCUACAAUGCGACUCUCUCUGUUCACCAACUGGUUGAGAACGCUGAUGAGUGCAUGGUGUUGGAUAACGAAGCUCUCUAUGACAUCUGCUUCCGAACACUCAAGCUCACUACCCCCAGCUUUGGUGACCUGAACCAUCUCAUUUCUGCCACCAUGAGUGGAGUUACAUGCUGCCUUCGCUUUCCCGGUCAGCUCAACUCCGACCUCCGAAAGCUUGCUGUCAACCUCAUCCCUUUCCCUCGGCUUCAUUUCUUCAUGGUGGGGUUUGCGCCUCUUACUUCCCGUGGAUCCCAGCAGUACCGCGCUCUCACUGUCCCCGAGCUUACCCAGCAGAUGUGGGAUGCCAAGAACAUGAUGUGUGCUGCUGACCCCCGCCAUGGGCGUUAUCUGACAGCAUCAGCAAUGUUCCGUGGUAAAAUGAGCACCAAGGAGGUGGAUGAGCAAAUGCUCAAUGUGCAAAACAAGAAUUCCUCCUACUUCGUCGAGUGGAUUCCGAACAAUGUCAAAUCCACAGUCUGUGACAUCCCUCCCACUGGGUUGAAGAUGGCAUCUACAUUCAUCGGGAACUCGACCUCAAUCCAGGAGAUGUUCCGUCGUGUCAGCGAGCAGUUUACCGCUAUGUUCCGAAGGAAGGCUUUCUUACAUUGGUACACAGGAGAGGGGAUGGAUGAGAUGGAGUUCACCGAGGCAGAAAGCAACAUGAAUGAUCUGGUCUCAGAGUAUCAACAGUACCAGGAUGCAACAGCUGAUGAUGAGGUUGAAUACGAAGAUGAGGAGGAAGGCGACUAUCAAGAGGCUUGAUAACUCGAUUAAAAGGUGGGUUUCUCCGUAUCAUCACUCGAUUAAACUCCUUCAUUUCAUGCAUAGUUUCUUUUCUCAGCAAUUAUCAGUUGCUUUUAUUUUGUUGUUUUGAAGUUGCUUGAGAGCGAAGUGCUGUUAUGAAUGAUAUGAACAUUGAGUCUACCAAGUA